This is a messenger RNA of Anguilla rostrata (American eel), 2818 nucleotides long. RefSeq names its product E3 ubiquitin-protein ligase MARCHF7-like. Bases 34 to 2259 code for a protein of 741 amino acids. The record is from RefSeq and is a predicted model, not a curated record. Gene Ontology annotation, molecular function: zinc ion binding. Lineage: Eukaryota; Metazoa; Chordata; Actinopteri; Anguilliformes; Anguillidae. The transcript is spliced from 10 exons.
CGUUCGCUCAUUGUGUAAUGCGCGCUCACGGACAUGCGGAUUGCUUCAUCUCAGUCAGCUGUGUUAAGGAACGCGCUUAAUCUCCAUGGAGACUCGGACGCGUCCCUUCAGAGGCUCGGGCUCCGCCGGAGAAAAGUCAAUCCCCACAGAAUGUUCAACAGCUGGGCAAGACAGGCAGCUGAGAGCCUCACUAAUGCUCAACACAUGCGAGAGGUCAGACAAAGGAUAGACCUGGACCAUCAAGAACGCCUGCGCAGGCGAGAGCAGGAGAGGGCAGAGGCCGAGCUGAAGAGAGAAACACACCCAAGACGGUUGCCAGCGCCACCCUUGCUCAACAAGCACAGAGCACGCACCUAUGACAGGCCUUGGGCAAAGAACACAGCAGGUACCAAAAAGCCCUCCUCUACCUCCGAUCGCGUCCAUGAGCCCAGGGCAGGCCAUUUGUCAAACAGAAGCUGUGCGUCCAAGCUUCCUGUCAUUGCCCGCAGAGCUCAGACGCAGACUCUGACAGUUUCUGGGAAGACACAGCGGAGAGCUCCAGCCACUGCGACACAGCUCGGUAAAGUACUACCUCCACCAUGCCACAAACAGAAUUCGGUGAAUGAGAAAAAUGCCGGUUGUAAACUGGCACCCAGUAAAGACUUUUAUUCUCCGAGAAGAACGCAAAGCAGGAGGCCCAGAGAGGCACCCAGCCAAGAGAUGGAAAAGGAUAAGCCCAAAGUCACACUCACCCUUAGCCGGCAGGCCUUAUCUCCCAUCCGCGGUUUGGACAGCAGCUCUGUCCCAUUACCCUUGUCUUCCCCUGAUUGGACCCCAGUGGACUGGUCUCUGAUGUCAUCACUCCACUGUCGUUCCCCCAGCCCCGUGGACGAGUCAGAUCUCCAACUGAUUUCUCACCCCUUCCAAGAGUGUAUGAAUGAAAGCAGCAUUGGCGAGGAUAUAGGCGACAACGAGACCAGCGGCAGUAGAAUUCUUUGUGGAACAGACUUAUCUGUAAGCUCAGCGGACAGUGGAAUUUCCCGCUCAAGCUGCCCCUCAAAUAGCGGAGGAACCCCGGAGAACUCCCUCAGCGAUGAAUUCCGCUCCCUGGACUUGCUGCCUUCCCAGUACGGGGGUGAAAAUGACCCUUUGCCCACCUGGGUGAACCCAGAGAGUGGGGGUGACCCCAGCCCUCCCAGCUGCAGCCCACUCCGCAGCACACGUACCCCUGUGUUACUGGAGCCCCCAGUGAGGCUGGAGAACAGGCUUCUGGGGGAAACGGACAGAGCUUCUUUUAGAGGUGGAUACAGCCCAGUGCCACCCAUUUCUGAGAGGACUCAUGGGGACCGCCUCCCAGCCCCCACCGCUGAAGAGCAUCUAGAUCGGCGAAUCUCUGACCCUAGCGUCGGCCUCACGAGGGCUUCCUGGGGCCAGCUCAGCUCGGCAGGUCCUGAGAGUGGCCAGGAGACGGCGCCUGCAGAGGGGAGCCCCGCCACUGCGACUGGGAGGCGGUCCUUGGACGUUGUCAGGCUGGAAGAGCGAGAACAUGGGGGAGGAGCCUCGAUGAGCGGUGCCUCAGUGGGCGUGGCCUCUCGUAGACCAAGAACCAGUGGGCUGCUCGAUCACCUGGCCCUGGCGCUGAUGGCACUCCAGGAAGUGCGGAGGGAGGUGGUGCAGAUCCACCUGGACAGCACGCAAGAGAGAAGCGGAGGCGCAGCGGAGACCAAACCUCCAGCCGACCCAGAAACCUUGCGCAGGAUCACAGAAAGCCUGUUGGAGGAGGAGUCUGACGAGGAGGAGGGGGACCUGUGUCGGAUCUGUCAGAGCUGGGGCGGCACCCCCCAGAAUCCCCUGCUCACGCCCUGUCGGUGUACCGGCAGCCUGCAGUACGUGCACCAUGACUGUCUCAAAAGGUGGAUCCAAGCUAAAGUCCAGUCAGGAGCAGAGUUAACUGCUGUGAAGGCCUGUGAGCUGUGCAAGGCAAGCCUCAAUCUGGAUCUGGAGGGCUUUGAUUUGGAGGAGUGCUACAGGCAACGCCAGGCCCAGGUGGAGCAGGCCAGUCCGGAGCUGCACGUGCUUCGGCUCCUUCAGCAGAGGCUGUGGGACGUGGUGCGCGCGGUGGAGACGCGCAGCUACGCCACCUUCAAUGUGGCAACGGCACUCUACCUGAUUCACCAAACUGCUGGGAGUACAAGUGUGAGACUGAUGGUGGCCUCUCCUGAGAGUGCCAGGACAGGGCACCAGAGAAUGGCCCAAUCAGAAGAGACAUCUGACCCAUAAUCCUCCACAGCCACACUGCAGCAUGAGCAUUCUAGGCGCAGCUGUCUUCUUAAAACAGGGAUCUCAAACUCACAUCCUGGAGGGCUGCUGUGUCUGCUGGUUUUUGAUGUGUUCCUGUACUUAAAUGCUUAAUUUAAGUCAUUGAUUAGCUAAAGAGUCUGCACACCUUGUUUUCAAGGCUUAAAUUGACUGCAGAUUGAAAGGAAAUGACUAAAACCAGCAGAGACUGUGGGCCUUCAGGAGCUGAGCUUCAGACUCCUGUUUUAAUAAGAUAUUGGUCGCGAUUAAAGUCUAGUUAAUAAAAACAGGAUUUGAAUUUACCAGUCAGCAUUUUUAACAUUGCGUUGAAUGUCGACAAACACACUGGAUCUGUUUUACUUGCCAUGAAUGCUUAAUGACUAGUUUGAGUGAAAGUUCUAUAGCUUCUCCAGGGAUUAAAAUUAUUUAUCUUAAUGUUUAUGAAUGCUUAUCUGUUUUAUCGAUCUAUUUAUAUUUCUGUAUUAAUUCAUGACCAAUAAUGUUUGAUUUGAAAAGGAAUAAAUAAUAAAAUGUCAUAUUA